Messenger RNA from Sycon ciliatum, 3029 nucleotides. Its product is annotated as serine-rich adhesin for platelets-like. The transcript has 6 exons. NCBI's taxonomy places the organism in Eukaryota, Metazoa, Porifera, Calcarea, Leucosolenida, Sycettidae. The coding region runs from base 47 to 2452 and encodes 801 amino acids. The record is from RefSeq and is a predicted model, not a curated record.
CUAGGCACCGUGCACUAGUCUGGUUUGCUGCAGUGUACUGAAUGGCAUGCUUAGAGAGAGGUGUUUCAAUUUAGUGCGAUUUGAACCGACCUGUGAUCGUCUUUCAUUUCAAUCUGCUUGGCUUAGCUUAGCUGGCGAGAGAGCUAUGUCUGACUUAGCUGCAGCGAUCCGCCAACGUGCAAAUAGUCUAUGUACCGCCCCAGUCAGUUGUGAGAAGCCUGUUGGUGAGAGUCAGACGGUCACCAACCUUUCAUCGCCUAGAGUCGACAACAGGACGUGUGACUGUCCAGAAAGAAGAGUGCUUGGCCGCACGAGUCAGCAAAUGGAACAGGAGUUCCAGCAGUGCGGGAAACUUACCACCUCUGAGCCUCAGGACUGUAGUAGGACUUCUACUCACGAAGAGAACGAAGUUUCAUAUCACGACAUCUACUUGUCCACUGAAGCCAACCCUGUCUGCAAACUGAGCAAGGAUAAUGAUUGCUACAAGCUGACGUCAACCAAAAGCUGGCCUAGCUAUGACAAUGGCCACAUUCCGAAUCACUCUGAUAUCUGUGCUUCACUAGAGCAGGCCUUGAUAUCAUCUUCUAAUUCCUCUCAAGAUUCAUCAGUUUUAACAGAGCCGCCAUCUUCCUCAUCCUCAGUGUCCUCAUCGUUAGCGUGUGGCAAGCUAGAGCCGCAUGCACAUCAAGGAUCUCAAGUUACAUGUACUACACGAUCACUUCCCCGAGAAGGUAUUAGCACCAGCACUGUGACUGCUCCUGGCACUGUGACUGCUCCUGGCACUGCUGCUGGUACUGCUACUGGUACUGCUGGUACUGCUACAGAUACUGGUGCUGGCACUGGUGCUGGCACUGCUGCUGGUGCUGCUUCUGGUACUGCUGUUGGUGCUCCUGGUUCAAAUACUUCUGCUACUGCCGGUGUUGCAAAUAGCAGUGGUAGAAUGGGUGGAAACAAGGAGAAGACGAACAACGGUCGGAGAGGAGGUACACCAUCCGAAUGGCAGUCAGACGGACCGAGUCAGAAACAUCAUCACAAGUCCUCAACACCAACCACCGCAACCUCCUCUGUUCAAGCUGAUGCAGGAGGCGCUGUUAUCAGCGAACUGCAUCAUGCAAUGCACGGACCGUUCUAUCCACCACCCGUUCUGUCCAAGAUGAAGGCAACACAGCAAGCAACAUCUAGUGGCAGCAGUAUUGUGGGGUCCAAAGCGUCCAAAGUAUCAGCAGCCGCGCUAGCACACCAGCAUGGAAGACUGAUGGCCGACAGACGCUUUGCACGCAGGAGCUCCUCUGAAUAUCGCUCGUAUCCUGAGUCAGACUUUUCAGUGGAAAGUGAUCGCGGCAGCAAAGCAGCGUGCAUUCGUCCUAAAGCGACCUCCUCAUCUUCAUCAACAACAGCAUCAUCGAGACACUCUUCAUCUGAAAACACAAUGUCACUUCUACAAACGCUAGGCACCACGUCAGCAGGAUGUUUCCUUCACAUUGUGACCAUAGUCAUUUCCAUAAUAGCCUUGCUUGUGGCUGCCCUAACAGCGUCCAAGAACAACACUCCACCUCUAAUGUCCGACCCUGAAGGUGCUCUACAAGCUGGACUGCUGACUACUGCCCCACCACUAUCCCAACGCGUUGCAACAUUAGAAAGUCAAGUGCAGCAGCUGCAGCAGCCAUCAGCACCUGGUCAACCGGGGGCCAACUCUGACUUUCAACGAAGAUUACAAACAUUGGAGAUGAAACUGGCUGGAAAGCAGCCACAACAAGGUCAACAGGAUCAACCACUCUCUGGACCUGGAUCAACGUUCAUUCGAUGGGGGCGUCGAUCGUGCACUAGCCAGCCUCCAGGUCCUCCACCCGUUGGGCCAGGAGGAGGGCUAGGCCAGCCGCCACCACAACGCGGCCCCAGCCAACCAGGCAGAGGAACGACAUUGCAGCUGGUGUACGAAGGUGUUGUCGGUGGUGCUAUGCACAACCAACCAGGGAGCGGAUCAAACCUGGUUUGCUUACCUCUCCGACCCAGCUGGGGAAACUUUAGCGAUCUUCAUGAAGGUGGAGGUAGAAUAUCCGGCGCGGAGUAUCGGCUUGGCCACGCUGAAGGUAGCUUUAAUGUCUUUGAGAAUACUCAGCUAUCAGGUCGGCUGAAUUUGCAGAAGGUCCCCUGUGCCAUUUGCCACGUACCGAGAGUCUCCUCAGUGCUAAUGAUUCCUGCAAGUCUGACGUGUCCUAUUGGUUGGAGCCGUCAGUACCAUGGUUACAUGAUGAGCGAGCGGUCCGAACACCAACGCUCAGAAUUCGUCUGUGUUGACCACCAAGCUGAGUCCUCGCCUCAUUACCGUCAAACACUCGGUGUUCAAAGUGAAGGACUGACACUCUAUCCGGUGGAGGCACAUUGCGGUGCACUACCUUGUGGUCCGUAUGUUUCACAUCGAGAGAUGACCUGUGUAGUUUGUGCCAGGUGAACUCAAGCAACUGUUCAAAUCCCCGGAUACCAUUUAGUCACAAGUACAUCGGCAACGGUUGUGUUCAUCCUGCUACAUCUCAGUAUAGUACAGUACUGCUUGAAAACCAUAGCCGUGUGUGUGUGUGUGCGUGUGUGUAAGUGUGUGUGUUUGAUGUUUGGAACCGGCGGCCUUGCUCGUGGACUGGUGCUGCACACUAGUAUCACAUAGCCGUAAUGUACUAUAGCUUCAGCUAAUCCAGCGUGUGUACCUGCAGGACCCGGUGAAAGAAUUGAAUUCGAGAUGAAGGCUGGAGAUAGAUACACAUGCUUUUCAGUGGAGUGUACAUUGUACAUGUAUUGGUGAAUGUGUGCCAGUGACAGUCAUCUCAUUGUACAUACCAGGAUGCUACUUGAUUUUUGAUAAAUAACACACCAUGCUAACUAAUGGCUUCGCGCCGGGACUAACUUAAUAUAUCGUCCUGAAUUUGCAGGCUGAGAAUUACUAUUUUAUUCAUCAGUUGUGACUUUAUUAUUAUUAUUAUUAUUAUUAUUAGACACAAUCUCAUAGCAUGUGACAAGCAUAGCUAAUGCAGGGA